Messenger RNA from Dama dama (fallow deer), 2570 nucleotides. It is a transcript of the gene LYPLAL1, whose product is annotated as lysophospholipase like 1. Gene Ontology annotation, biological process: protein depalmitoylation. The transcript has 5 exons. Bases 29 to 727 code for a protein of 232 amino acids. NCBI's taxonomy places the organism in Eukaryota, Metazoa, Chordata, Mammalia, Artiodactyla, Cervidae. Gene Ontology annotation, molecular function: carboxylic ester hydrolase activity; palmitoyl-(protein) hydrolase activity. Gene Ontology annotation, cellular component: cytoplasm. The record is from RefSeq and is a predicted model, not a curated record.
GCCCGCGCAGCGGGUCCAGGCCGCAGUCAUGGCCGCCACGUCGGGCUCAGCUCGCCUGCAGCGCUGCAUGGUUUCGCCGGCUGGGAGGCACAGCGCCUCGCUGAUCUUCCUGCAUGGCUCAGGUGAUUCUGGACAAGGAUUGAGAACGUGGAUCAAGCAAGUUUUAAAUCAAGAUUUAGCAUUCCAGCACAUAAAAGUUAUCUAUCCAACAGCUCCUCCCAGGCCAUAUACUCCUUUGAAAGGAGGAAUCUCCAAUGUAUGGUUUGACAGACUUAAAAUAUCAAAUGACUGCCCAGAGCACCUUGAAUCAAUUGAUGUAAUGUGUCAGGUACUUACAGAUUUGAUUGAUGAUGAAGUAAAAACUGGCAUCAAGAAGAACAGAAUAUUAGUAGGAGGAUUUUCUAUGGGAGGGUGCAUGGCAAUGCAUUUAGCAUAUAGAAAUCAUCAAGAUGUGGCAGGAGUAUUUGCUCUUUCUAGUUUUCUGAAUAAAACAUCUGCUGUUUACCAGGCUCUUCAGAAAAGUGACGGUGUUCUUCCUGAAUUAUUUCAGUGUCAUGGUACUGCAGAUGAGUUAGUUCUUCAUUCUUGGGGUGAAGAGACAAAUUCAAUGUUAAAAUCUCUGGGAGUGAGCACAACGUUUCAUAGUUUUCCAGGUGUUUACCAUGAGUUAAGUAAAGCGGAACUAGAGAAACUAAAGUCAUGGAUUCUUACAAAGCUACCGGACUAAGUCAAGAUUGAUGAGUUAAUAUACAAGUAAUGUCUUUAUGAACAGUGUUUUCUACUGUCUAGUUCUGAUUUGAUGAAUACUUAUUAAAAUAUUAAGAAAUAUCAACAGUUUACUGACUUACUUGUUUUUGACAUACUGAGCACCAUAGGGAGUAGUGUGAUCUUAUUAAUGGUAAACAUUAAUUUGGGCAAACAUCUGUGUAUUAUUUGUCAAAUUCUUUUUAAAUAUUUGGAGGCCUUGUAAAUAAUUGAAUAUUGAAAUUUUACAAUAAUUAAACUAGCUUAACAGCAGUGAGAAAUCAUGAAAAGAUUUUAGCAUGGUAUUAUUUUCAUUAUCAUUUUCUUUAAAUUGCCUUUUUAAAAAUAUGUUUAUGUAUGUAUUCACAUUUAUUUUAUUUUUGAAAGAAUAAAAUCAGUGCAUGUAUGCUCAGUCGAUCAGUUGUGUCCAGCUCUAUGUCAUGCUUAUGGGAUUCUCCAGGCAAGAAUACUGGAGCAAGUUGCCAUUUCUUCCUCCAGGGGAUCUUCCCGACCCAGGGAUCAAACCCAUAGCUCCUGCAUUGGCAGGCAGAGCCAACAGGGAAGCCCAAAUAACAUUGGACCCCAUGUUUACAAAGUGGUUUCCCAUUAUCUCACCUGAUCAUCACUAGAGCUUGAUGAAGUAAGCAGAACCAGUUGUUCCUGGUAUUUGAUAAUAGUGAUAGAAGGAAUACAGACUUUCCCAAAGCCUCAAGAGUGAAGACUAAAACCCAGGCUCUCUGGUCCCAGCAGAGCUCCUGUUCUCUGAACCCAGACUGCUGCUCCGCUCCAACCCUAGGGUUCCAGUUGCUCUCCGGACCCUAGUCAGUGCUCCGUAUGGCCCGUCUUUUAAAAAAAUUUUGUCCAUUCUAGUGGGUAUAUAGUAUAACACUUUGUGUUUUUAAUUUGCUUUUUCUUAAAGCAAUUUUUAUAUGCUCAUUUGCAAUCUGUAUAAAGUCUUUGAUGAUAUCUUUAUUCAUAUCUUUCGUGUGUGUUUUAUUAGGCUGUUUUUCUUAUUGCAUUGUAAGAGCUAUUUAUAUAUGCUGGAUAAAAAUCCUUUGUUAAAUAGAUGUUUUACCAAUAUUUUCUUAAUCCAUGGCUUGCCUUAUUUUCUUUAGAGUGUAAUUCAAAGAACAGAAGUUUUUAAUUUGAUGAAGUCCAGUUUAUUCAUUUUUUAAAAUUUAUAGUCUGUGCUUUUGAAGUCCUAUUUAGGCAGUCUUAAGAAAGCCAAGGUCACUAAAAUUUCCUCAUAUUUUCUUCAACUAAAAUACUCCUUUAGUGCUAUAAAUCUUCCAAGUUUUGUAUUAGAAGCAUCCCACGGUUUUUAUAUUUUGUGUUUUCACUUUCAUUCAGGUCAAAUCUUUCUAAAUUCCCUUUUGAUUUCUUCUUUAACCUUUGGGUUGUUUAAAAUUGUGUUAUUUUGUUUCAAUAUACUGGCAAUUUUCUAAAGAUCUUUGCUGUUGAUUUCUAAUGUAUGGUUAAGAAAGUAUUUUUUAUAUGAAUUGAAACCUUUUAAAUUUAUUGUGACUUUUUUUAUAGCCCAGAAUAUGGUCUGUCUUGGUGUUUUGUGUACCCCUGAAAACAGUACAUGCUGCUCAUGUGAGGUGGCAUAUUCUAUACAUAUCAGUCAGGGCAAGUUGGUUGAUAUUUUUGUUCAAAUAUACUGUACCGUUACCUAUUUUCUGCCUCUUUAUUUUAUAAAUUAUUGCAAGAGGAGGAUUGAAAGUUCUAACUGUAACUGUGAAUUUGUUUCACUUGGCAAUUCCUUCAGGUUUUGCUUUAUGUAUUUUGAGACUGUUAUUAAAUGCAUAAACAUGUAAGACAAUUAU